Drosophila ficusphila is the source of this 3560-nucleotide messenger RNA. RefSeq names its product aminopeptidase N (gene superdeath). Gene Ontology annotation, biological process: peptide catabolic process; proteolysis. The record is from RefSeq and is a predicted model, not a curated record. Bases 284 to 3256 code for a protein of 990 amino acids. Gene Ontology annotation, cellular component: cytoplasm. Gene Ontology annotation, molecular function: zinc ion binding; metalloaminopeptidase activity; peptide binding. The transcript is spliced from 8 exons. Lineage: Eukaryota; Metazoa; Arthropoda; Insecta; Diptera; Drosophilidae.
CGUUUUCAACCGUUAAGCCUAACGGUUCGUCGCAAAAAAUAAAUAAGAACUGUGUAGCGCUUCGCAAAUGUUCCUGUGCGAAUUGAAUUAUGAUUAGUUUGGCAGCUCGGCCUUAGUUCAAGUGAUUUGUUUACAUUUAAUUUAAUUAAUUAGAAGCCUUUGAAAACCAAGCAGUGCUUCUGUGUACGUGGGUGACCGCAAGUUGCAUUGGUGUCGCGCUCUUAUAACAGUAAAGGUGUAAAAAGUCGGACAAACGGUUCCAGGACGGAGGUGAAACGCAGUCAUGGUCGUUAAAGAGAUUCCGCUCCACGAGAACCUAAGCAUGGAGACUCGAUCUGCCAAUGCCGCAACGCCAACAACGACCACCACCUUCUCUCGAGUGGGACGUCGAUAUAGUCUUUCCCUAACCACUGCCAUCCUGCUGGCUUCCGUUUUCAUCUGCACACUUCUCGCGGUAGGAUUUAUUGUCUAUAACUUUGCCACGUGCGCUGAACCUGAGCCGGACUCCGACGAGGAUAUAGUAUGCACUAGUGUGCAUUUGAGAAAGCUAAAAUCUGGACUGGAUGGACCACCCAAAUAUGAUCGAGAUGUCCGUUUACCCCGCUCCAUCCGCCCGCUUAAGUACAACAUUACGUUGGAACCACAGCUCAGCGGCAACUUCUCCUUUGCCGGUACUGUUCAAAUCAAAAUAAAAGUGCUGGAGGACUGCUACAACAUCACCAUGCAUGCCGAGGAGCUAAACAUCUCGCGUAGCGACGUCUCUGUUCGCCGGGUGCUAGCAGGCGAUGAGCUCGAUGGGGACAGUCUGCGGAUCCGUAAACAGUAUCUAGUGGGAGCCAAGCAGUUUUUCGUGAUUGAGCUGUACGACAAGUUGCUCAAGGGCGUGGAGUAUGUGGUGCAUUUGCGAUUCGACGGAAUUAUUGAGGAUUAUCUGCAGGGAUUUUACCGUAGCUCCUACGAGGUGCACAAUGAAACCAGGUGGGUAGCUUCAACUCAGUUCCAGGCUACAGAUGCUCGUCGCGCUUUUCCCUGCUUCGAUGAGCCCGCACUGAAAGCCAACUUUACCCUGCACAUUGCUCGCCCUCGCAACAUGACCACCGUCUCUAACAUGCCCAUUGUUUCCACCAACGAUCACGCCACCAUAUCGAGUUACGUGUGGGAUCACUUUGCUGAAUCCUUGCCCAUGUCCACUUAUCUGGUGGCCUAUGCCAUAUCCGACUUUACGCACAUCUCCUCCGGCAACUUUUCCGUGUGGGCGCGAGCGGAUGCCAUAAAAUCGGCAGAGUAUGCACUGACUGUGGGUCCAAGAAUUCUCACCUUUCUGCAGGACUUCUUCAAUGUCACGUUCCCCUUGCCGAAGAUCGAUAUGAUUGCUCUGCCUGAGUUUCAAGCAGGUGCCAUGGAGAACUGGGGACUCAUUACCUUCAGAGAGACAGCCAUGCUUUAUGAUCCUGGAGUGGCAACUGCCAAUAACAAACAGCGAGUAGCAUCUGUUGUGGGUCACGAAUUGGCCCACCAGUGGUUCGGCAACCUGGUGACGCCCAGUUGGUGGUCGGAUAUUUGGUUGAACGAAGGUUUCGCUAGCUAUAUGGAGUAUCUUACGGCCGAUGCAGUUGCCCCGGAGUGGAAACAGUUGGAUCAAUUUGUGGUCAAUGAACUGCAAACCGUUUUUCAGUUAGAUGCCCUCUCCACCUCUCACAAGAUUUCCCACGAAGUAUUUAACCCACAGGAGAUUUCUGAGAUCUUUGAUAGAAUUUCUUAUGCCAAGGGAUCGACUAUAAUCCGCAUGAUGGCGCACUUUCUCACGAAUCCAGUUUUUCGCCGGGGUUUAAGCAAAUACCUUCAAGAAAUGGCCUAUAACUCCGCAACACAGGACGAUUUGUGGCGUUUCCUAACGAAUGAGGCAAAGUCCUCUGGGCUGCUGGACCACAGCAGAAGUGUCAAGGAGAUUAUGGACACCUGGACUUUGCAAACGGGCUACCCAGUGGUAAAGGUAUCGAAGCAUCCCAACUCGAAUGUGAUUCGCCUGGAACAGGUUCGAUUUGUGUACACAAACACCACCAGGGAGGAUGAAAGUCUGCUUUGGUGGAUACCCAUAACAUUUACCACUGCUGCGGAGUUAAACUUUGCCAACACCCGACCCACUACUUGGAUGCCACGAACUAAGUUGUAUGAGCUGGAGAACAGGGACCUAUCUACAGCUAAGUGGUUCAUCUUUAACGUUCAACAAACGGGAUACUAUCGGGUCAACUAUGAACUGGAUAACUGGAAGGCAAUUACCGAUCACCUCAUGGACGUGCAGCACUUUGAGGAGAUUGCUCCGGCUAAUCGUGCCCAGCUCAUCGAUGAUGUGAUGAAUUUGGCCAGGGGUUCGUAUCUCUCCUAUGAAACUGCCAUGAAUUUGACUCGUUACCUGGCUCAUGAAUUGGGUCAUGUGCCAUGGAAGGCGGCUAGCAGUAAUUUCAUUUUUAUCGACUCAAUGUUUGUUAAUUCCGGUGACUACGAUCUUUUAAAGAACUAUUUACUGAAACAGCUGAAUAAAGUCUACAACCAGGUGGGAUUCGAGGACUCGCAGGGCGAUUCGGAGGAUAUUCUGUUGAAAUUAAAGCGCGCCGAUGUGCUGGGUAUGGCCUGCCAUUUGGGUCACCAGGAAUGUAUAUCUGAGGCCAGUCGGCACUUCCAGAAUUGGGUGCAGACCCCGAACCCUGAUUCAAACAAUCCCAUUGUGCCAAACCUUCGGGGAGUCGUUUAUUGCUCGGCGAUACAAUACGGCACCGAGUACGAGUGGGACUUUGCCUUUGAGCGUUACCUAAAAACCAAUGUUCCUGGAGAAAAGGACCUGCUUUUAAGUGCUCUCGGCUGCUCCAAGGAACCCUGGUUGCUCUAUCGUUACCUGCGUCGUGGCAUUGCCGGCCAGCAUAUAAGGAAGCAAGACCUGUUUCGGGUAUUUGCAGCCGUUUCCAGCACUUUGGUGGGUCAGCAGAUAGCAUUCGAUUUCUUGCGCAACAACUGGCAGGAGAUCAAAAGCUAUAUGGGCUCCCAGAUGUCCAACAUCCACACGUUAUUCAAGUUCGCCACGAAGCGUUUUAACACCAAAUUCCAGCUAGGCGAGUUCGAGAACUUUGUGAAGGACGCCCACUGGGACUACGACAGACCCAUCCAACAGAUCGUGGAACAGAUCGAGACCAGCGUUGACUGGAUGAACAAGAACUAUAAGUCUAUCGUAAAGUGGUUGCAGAACGAGGAGCGGGCGUAAGAAAAGAACCCUGCAGCUUGACUGGAUCAACGCUGCAGCAGUAUUAGAGUCCGCAGCUGCAACUGCAUAAGAUGGGCCAUUAAUGCAUUUAUGUCUAGUAUUUAUGUCCCGUGUUUUACCGAUUUAAUGUCGCCAAAGAGAAAAAGCCCUUGGCAGAUCGUCCAGAGCAUCACGUUUUUCAUUAAUUUUAAUGUAUGCCUUCUUUUCAUAACAAUUAUGAGAGUCUUGUAUUUUUAAUUUGUACUUAAAUGUAAAUGUAAAUGGAAUAUACCCUUGUUCGUCACAAAAAGUCGUGUAAAGCUUA